GGGAUGGGAAGGAAGGGCUUUGUGUGUACUUGAUGAGUCGGAUCCGGGGGGUUACGCAUUUGGAUUUUACCCUGGCGUAUGAUGGACCUGAUAAUUCGCAGGAGUGGUUUGGUUGGCGGAGGAAUUUGAUGGCGGGUGUUGCGCGGUUCUUCGCCCGCUCGUGGAACGCCCCUCGGCAGGUCAGUCCAGAGUAUCGUGAGAAGCUCCGCAGGACAUACGUUAGGGAGUUGCGGCUACUAUACUCUGCACUUCCGGAUCGCUUCCGCCCUAUCAUCCAGAACUGCGUCGAUUCGAUAGAUGCCGUUCUAUCCCUACCUAUGGUGCUCCUGCACCGCGACUUGGGCACGUGCAACAUUAUAGUCGACGAGACGUCGUGCCAUCUCGUCGGCGUUGUCGAUUGGGCUGAAGCUGAGAUAUGUCCCUUCGGGCUAAAUCUUCAUUCUCUCGAAGCCCUGACGGGGAAACUUCAUCUUCGAGACGGUUGGAGACAGUACGAAGAUUAUGCCACUUUAUAGAAUGUGUUCUGGAGCACAUUUACGCAACAAGUUGGAGGACUGGAUGAGGGAACUGUCCAAACCGUAAAACUUGCACGGAUC
Daldinia vernicosa is the source of this 596-nucleotide messenger RNA. RefSeq lists its product as uncharacterized. The transcript has 2 exons. Lineage: Eukaryota; Fungi; Ascomycota; Sordariomycetes; Xylariales; Hypoxylaceae. The record is from RefSeq and is a predicted model, not a curated record. Bases 33 to 515 code for a protein of 160 amino acids.